AUGGCUCCUCGAGUGAUUGUCGUUGGUGGUGGCCUGUCUGGCUUGAGCGCUGCUCACACCAUAUACCUGGCAGGCGGCAACGUCGUCGUCCUGGAUAAGCAGGGUUUCUUCGGAGGAAAUUCCACCAAAGCCACAUCCGGUAUCAACGGAGCUUUAACUAGAACACAAGUCGAGCAUGGCAUCCCCGACAGUGUCAAGCAGUUCUACGACGAUACUCUCAAGUCGGCUCGUGAUAAGGCUCGCCCCGAACUCAUCAAGGUCCUGACCUACAAGUCUGCUGCUGCUGUUGAGUGGCUCCAGGACGUGUUCGAUCUCGACCUCACUCUCGUCUCUCGUCUCGGUGGCCACUCUCAGCCCCGAACCCACCGUGGUCAUGAUGCCAAGUUCCCUGGUAUGGCCAUAACCUACGCUCUUAUGCAGCGCAUCGAGGAGCUCUCCGAGACGGAGCCUCACCGAGUCACCAUCAUCAAGAAGGCUCGCGUCACUAGUCUGAACAAGGAUGGCAACACCAUCACCGGUGUCACCUACGAGAGUGACGGCCAGACCGCCUCUCUCGACGGCCCUGUUGUCCUGGCCACGGGUGGCUAUGCCGCCGACUUUGGCGAGACGUCUCUGCUCCAGAAGCACCGCCCCGAUACCAUGGGCCUCGCCACUACCAACGGCACCCAUGCCACAGGUGACGGCCAGAAGAUGGUCAUGGCCAUUGGCGGCAACGGCAUCGACAUGGACAAGGUCCAGGUCCACCCCACUGGUCUGGUCGACCCUAAGGAUCCCGGAUCCAAGUGGAAAUUCCUGGCUGCCGAGGCUCUUCGUGGUGAGGGUGGUAUCCUCCUCAACGGCGACGGCGACCGAUUCUGCGAUGAGCUCGGCCACCGCGACUACGUUUCGGGCAUGAUCUUCAAGGAGAAGGACAAGGGCAAGUAUCCCGUCCGCCUCAUCCUCAACUCCAAGGCCUCCAAGACUCUGGACUUCCACACCCGCCACUACUCCGGCCGUGGUCUCAUGCGCAAGAUGACAGGCCAGGAACUGGCCAAGGAGAUUGGAUGCACUCCUGACCAUCUCCAGAAGACCUUCCAGACUUACAACUCGAUUGCCGAGGGCAAGCAGAAGGAUCCUUGGGGCAAGAAAUUCUUCCACAACAUGCCGGUAGACAUCGACGACGACUUCCACGUUGCGCUGAUGGAGCCCGUCCUCCACUUCACCAUGGGCGGUAUCGAGAUCAACGACAAGGCCCAGGUCCUCAACCAGGCGCAGAAGCCCUUUGACGGCCUCUUUGCCUGUGGUGAGCUGGCUGGUGGUGUCCACGGCGCCAACCGCCUGGGUGGUUCGUCGCUACUCGGCUGUGUCGUCUACGGCCGUGUUGCUGGCGACUCCGCCAGCAACUACCUCUUCCAGCAGGCCCUUUCUGGUACGGCUGCCGGAGCCGCCGCCCAACGUCUGGGUCAGAUCUCUCUCCACCUCGAUCCUUCGGCUCCUGGCAAGCUGACGGUCGAGUGGGCCAACGGUGGCUCGGCCUCCGGUGCUGCUGCCGUCCAGCAGCAAGCCGGCGCUGCUGCUGCUGCCGCUCCCGCCGGUGAGUCCGCCGCCAAGGCCAAACCCGACCCCAAGGCCUUCAAGAUCCCCGAGACGGAGUAUUCCAUGGAGGAGGUCGCUAAGCAUAACAAGGAGAGCGACCUGUGGGUGGUAGUUAAGGGGGUCGUUCUGGACCUCACCAACUGGCUCGACGAGCACCCCGGCGGUCCCCAGGCCAUCAAGAACUUCAUGGGCCGCGAUGCCACCGAGGAGUUUGAGAUGCUGCACGAUGACGAGGUCAUCCCCAAGUACGCCCCCGAGCAGGUUAUUGGCCGUGUCAAGGGCCAGGAACCGUCCCUCGAGUUCUAG
Molecule: messenger RNA, 1881 nt
Organism: Metarhizium album ARSEF 1941
Lineage: Eukaryota; Fungi; Ascomycota; Sordariomycetes; Hypocreales; Clavicipitaceae
Product: Flavocytochrome c
Exons: 4
Coding region: 1-1881 (626 amino acids)
Molecular function (GO): FMN binding; oxidoreductase activity
Source: RefSeq, a predicted model, not a curated record